AUGCCAUGCUGGAACCCCAUACCGUCGGCAACAUGCCACGAGCAGUCCACGGACACGGAAGACCAGCCAUCAGACAACCGCAAAACCAAUGGCUACAUUUUCAAGAGAGACGUUGACUGGCCGGGCGGCGGAACACGCUACAUUCCCAAAAUCUGCCAUGCCAUGCCUCUCUAUCCCAAGACGUACGGCCUAAGCUGCGAUCGGCCAAACUGUCAACAUUGUCACCCCGAGACCGCUGCCGGUCUUUCGAAUCCGUAUUACCGACCGUCGCCUCCCUGGAGACCAAACGACGGUCGCCACUAUUAUGGGUACUCCUAUAGCCCUCCGCCUGGGACAUGUUUGGUCGGCCGGAAGGGCUGCAGGCCAGAGAAAAUGAUUUGGAUCCGUCCCAAGAAGAAACAAAAUGUUGCCAAGGAUGAGACACGCAGGCGGGCUGCCAGAACUGAGAAGGCGGUAGAGGAAGAGCAUGACGAGAGCAAGCGUGAUAAGACUCAAGAGGCCCAGCAAGUGGGAGGCGUCGACGUCUAG
Molecule: messenger RNA, 528 nt
Organism: Diaporthe citri
Lineage: Eukaryota; Fungi; Ascomycota; Sordariomycetes; Diaporthales; Diaporthaceae
Exons: 1
Coding region: 1-528 (175 amino acids)
Source: RefSeq, a predicted model, not a curated record